This is a messenger RNA of Synchiropus splendidus (mandarinfish), 1743 nucleotides long. It is a transcript of the gene acer1, whose product is annotated as alkaline ceramidase 1. Lineage: Eukaryota; Metazoa; Chordata; Actinopteri; Syngnathiformes; Callionymidae. Gene Ontology annotation, molecular function: hydrolase activity, acting on carbon-nitrogen (but not peptide) bonds, in linear amides. The transcript is spliced from 7 exons. Gene Ontology annotation, biological process: ceramide metabolic process. Gene Ontology annotation, cellular component: membrane. The record is from RefSeq and is a predicted model, not a curated record. Bases 128 to 955 code for a protein of 275 amino acids.
AAAAAGAUUGUUUUAGUCACGUUGCUGGUCGCUGACGUCAGAGGCUCGUGCGAGCCGUGUGGUGGCCCCGCCUCCUCCUUAGUCCACCUGCUGUUCACCUGAGGCAGAGGCAGAAGCGAGCAGCACCAUGGGAGGCAUUUGCACCAGUGAGAAGAUGGGGGGAAUUUUUGCCUAUGAGAGUUCUGAGAUCGACUGGUGUGAAGACAACUACAAGUACUCGGAGCACGUGGUGGAGUACUUCAACACAAUGAGCAGCUUCACUUUCUUCAUCAUAUCGCCCAUCAUGCUCUACCUCCUGCAUCCAUAUGCUAAAGAGAGAAACCUGGCAGUGCACACGGUGUGGAUCAUGAUGACUUUUGUAGGACUCUUCUCUGCGUACUUCCACAUGACCCUCAGCUUCAUGGGCCAGAUGCUGGACGAGCUAUCAAUCUUAUGGGUGUUGGCGGUGGGAUACGCCACCUGGUUUCCCCGCAAACUCUUCCCAUCUUUCAUAAAAGACAGGUCCACAUUCUCCAAACUGGUCCUGGGCGUCACUGUCAUCAGCACCUUUUCCUCGUUUGUCAAACCGACAGCUAAUGCCUACGCUCUCAACUGCUUCGGCCUCCACAUGCUCUACACCCUGAUUGUGGAGAUGAGAAGUUGCACUGACCAGAGGGCGCACCAUCUAGCCAAGCUGUCCAUAGGUCUGUGGGUGAUGGCCAUCUCCUGCUGGCUAAGCGACCGCUUUGGCUGCAACUUCUGGAAGAAAGUCGACUUCUGCUACCUGCACGGUUUCUGGCACAUUCUGAUUGCCAUAGCGGUGGCAUAUGGCAGCACACUCAUUGCUUUUUUGGAUGCCAACUAUGAGAUCCCUUACUCAUUGCCUGGACUUCACUUUUGGCCUUGUGAUAAAUGGCCCAUUGGAAUACCCCACAUUGUCCUGAAGAGCACACAUAAGACUCGAAAACAGUGCUGAAAAAGUGUUAAUGCGGUUGAAUUCAUUGACAAUGGAGUUUGCUCAACUAACUUUAACUUAUCCUACUGUAAUUUUUCAUUACCCAACAUUGUCUCUUGACAACUAACUAGUGUCUUUGUUCUGUUGAGUUUACAAGUUCAGCAUCUGCUAAGCAUCUUGUCCCUUCACAUGCUGGAUUUUACCAGCUCACGUUUCACAUAAUAUUGUGUGGGGGAAAAAAAGACCUAAACAUUUCUCUGGUUUCAGGUUAACAAAAUUUGUUCAAAGCAAAUGACUGAGAAUAUUCAUAUUUUUUAGUGCAGAUAUGUUAUUUAUUCUACCUACAUGUUUUUAUACAAUAUUUGUCUUCCAGCUUAUGCUGCACUUGUUUUCAGUCCGACAUCCCACUGUGUUUGAUUGUAAAAGUUAGCGCAGCUAUGGUAUUUUUGUGAUGAUGAUAUAUAUAUAUAUACUUUUUUUUCUAAUUUACGUCCAAGAGUCACGUUGAUUACUUAAACAAUGAAUCAAUUUUGAAGUACUGUUGUUACAACGUUCAACAGCGACCUCUGGUGACAGCAAUUGUGUGUUCAAAUUAAAGUCCAUUUUUAAGAAGAUAUUUGUGUGUCCUGUAAUUAGUUUUUGAAUCUUACCAUUUUUCCCAAGUUUGCAGCUCACUUUGGCAGAUUGUUUCAUCAUGUCAGGCUUUGUGAUUCAAGAACGAAAAUGGGAGGAAAACAAAGAAGUAACCAACAGGGGCUUGUUCGUGUGUGAGAGAGUGUUUUGAGAUAACAUUCAUUCAUUGCACAUUU